CCCCUGUGUGUUUGUGUGCUUGUGUAUUUGUGUAUUUGCGCGCCGCUUUUUAAUUGAGCAAUUGACAAGAAAUAUAUUAAACAAAACGAUUCCCUGGCAAUGGGCGACUGUGAAAAAUGCAUGAAUGGAGUAGUCACUAAUUCACGAAAUUGACGCUUAGCAUAUUCCGAUUUUGUGCGUUUGUUUGUGUUUCGUUUUCGUGUGCGUGAGAGUUACUUUAUCGAAAUGGAAACUAUAGAAGAGCAAUCAAAAUGCGAGAUGUCCAUUACAACGCUGCCCACACGAAUCUGCCUGGUGGGGAAUGCUGGCCAGGAUGGGGACACGCUGCUGGCAGCCGAGCGCUUCGGCCUGCCCGUUAUAACAUCUAACACGGGCCUGGACACCGCCGACGACAAAGAGUGGCGGACAUUCUACGUGGUAGAGGACUUUGACGGCGACAGCUUUCAGGCGCUGCACAAGCAGAAGGAAUGCAUUCUGGGUCCGCCCGCUUUGAAGUACGCGGCAGAGAUGAAACAGACGCUGGGCCACAACUCGCGGCCCAUUUACAACUAUGCGAUGCGCGGCGUGGUCACUUGCUUCACGGGCAUACGAAAGAAGGACGAGCUGACAAAACUGGUGCACCUCAUCCACUCCAUGGGCGGCUGCAUUAAGAAGGACAUGAACCCCAAGACAACGCAUCUGAUUUGCAGUCACAGUGGCGGCGCCAAGUAUCAGUACGCCAAAACCUUCCGCUUGAGCGUUGUGCGUCCUGACUGGGUGUAUGCUGCCUGGUCGGAUCGCGAUACCCUGGAGUUCGAUGCCACGCAGGAGUGCUUCACCAAGACCCACAAGCUGAAGGCGUUCGAGGGCCAGAAGGUCUGCUUCUUUGGCUUCCCCGCCGAGGAGCACCAGCACAUGGUCGAUGUGCUGCUGGAGAAUGGCGGUGUCUGCGUCGAUCUGAAGGAUCCCGAGUGCUCGCAUGUUGUGAUGCCCAAUACGGGCGCUGUACUUACAAGCACUAGCACUAGCACUAGCACUGAUACUAACCCAACCGCAGGCAAGAGCACAGGCUCAGGCCUACCACUAACUAACCCAGAACCACAAACCACAACCCCCACCACUGUCGGUGGGGGCUCAAGCUCCCCCCACACACCCACAUCAUCGCGAGGUAGCGCGCGGGCAGGCCGGGCAGCAGAAGGCAACGAAAACAUUGAUGAGGUGCAGAUGGAUAGUGGAGGAGGAGGAGGAGGUGGCGGAGGACGAGUAGAAGGAGUGUUGGAGCAGGCCCUGGAAGAGAAGGAGAACGAGAGCGAGAACCAGGACGAAGAUGAAGACGAAGACAUACAUUUCGAUGAGCGCCUCUUUGUGGAGACUGCAGCUAUCCAAAUGGCUGGCGAUGAUCAGCUGCCCGAAUCGGACGAUGACGAAGGGGAUCAAGGUGGGGCCUCUGGGGAUGUCCAGGGCAGCACUCCAAAGACAAGCAAGCCGCGUAUCAGCCUCGCAGCGGGCACGCCCAUCAGUAGUUCCCCGGAAAUUCAAACGGAAGCAGUGACGAUGGGACUGGGGCUGGACCUUCGCAGCCACACCCCCAACAUAUCCCCCAUCCUAAGGCCCAUUGAUGAGUGCGACAUGGAAACGGACGAUCUGUUCGAGGAGGAGGCGGUGGAGGGCAUGGAAACGGGCGCCCCUGCCACUGAGAAUGAUCUCAAGCGUAAGCGCGACAGCAUCGACAAUAUAUCGCUAAUGUCCGUGGACUCGUGCGCCCUGCCGGGCAGCACCAAGAAGCCCAAGCUCACCCGCACCGGUUCCAUCUCGCGCACCCUUCGUCGCUCCGUAAGCUUCGUGGCGGAGCCGCUGAAAAAUGUGCUGCGGCCGCGACGCAGCUCGAUUGCGGCAGCGGAUGCGUCCACCAUUCUGGGCAGCGAGGCGGCCGACGACUCCUAUUGCUCGCUGGCCUCCUCCAUCAGCCUCACGCUGAACGAAUCGAUCAGGAAGCCCGUCAAGGAGAAGUUCCGCAAUAUCUGUAGCCGCAUUACCAGAAGCAACAGUCGACGAGGCGACAAGGAUCGUGAUCAUGAUCUCGAAGGCACUCCCGAGUGCUCCAAAUUACCGCCGCCUAUGGACAGCGGCUUCAAGACUCCAAAGGCACCCAAGCAACGAUCCUCUGCCACUCCGAAAACCUCCAAGCGCCUCUUCGGCCCCGUCUCCGGUGUCGUGUCCGCCCUGGCCCUCACUAGCGCUCCAUCCCCCAGUCCCCAGCCCCCUUCCAAACUGAGCUGUGAUACCAACGACACCUCAUCCACAUCGACAUUGACUUUCUGUGCUGCUGCUGCUGCUACUGUCGUCACCGCUUCAUCAUCAUCAUCAUCAUCAUCGUCUUCGUCUGCAGUGGCUGCUGCUGCUGUUGAGCACAGCGCGGUUCAAGAUAUUAAAGAAGAGUCCCCCAAAGGGUCGACACAGAGACGCGAACCCAUGCAAAUGGUGGUUGACGAGCACACGACCGUCGCGAAGCCCGAUCCCAAGAACUAUCACUCGCACAUCCUGAAAUCAGAUUGGUUCUGGUAUACCAUACAGAAUGGCUAUGCCAAUGAGAUGGACUAUCUGUUUGGAGAUUAUUUGGAUAGCAUUACGAAUACACCGAAUACAGAUCGUCGGGACUCGCUGCCCGUUAGCUUUAACAAGAGGAAACGCAAGCGUUUAUCGCAGCGCAUUCAGCUCGAGGGCACUCCGCUGGGAUCGGGCAAACGACGCUCCUCCGUGUCGGAUGCCGGCCUCCUCUCCGUCUCCAACAGCCUGUUCGACUGCACCACGAGUCCGGACAAGCUGCUGGACGGCGACGACAAGCUGCUGCUCCACGCCGAACCGGAACCCAUUGAUGGCACGCCAGUGAAGCGAUCCAUGCGAUUCAACCACUUUAUGGACUUUUUCACCACAGAGUCCAACUAUGUCGGAAUACUGGAUACCAUUUUAAAUCUCUUUAAAAACAAACUGGAGGAACUGGCCGAGACCAAUGAUCCGCUGCUCAAUAAAUCGGAAAUCAAAUCUGUGUUUGGCAACUUUCUGCCCAUCCACGAGGUGCACCAGAGCAUGCUGGAGCAUCUGCGGAAUCUGCACGCCAACUGGCGGGAGGACUGCCUAAUCGGGGAGAUCAUCAUCCGGCACCAGGAGGAGCUGAUCAAGGCAUAUCCGCCCUAUGUGAACUUCUACGAGCAGAUGAAGGAGCAGCUGCAGUACUGCGACCGCGAGUACCCACGCUUCCAUGCCUUCCUAAAGAUCAACCAGACGAAGCCCGAGUGCGGCCGCCAGAGUCUGCAGGACCUGAUGAUCAGGCCAGUGCAGCGGCUGCCCAGCAUUAGCCUGCUUCUGAAGGACAUUCUGAAGCACACGGGCAACAGCAAUGCGGAUCACGAGAGAUUGGAGGAGGCCCUGAAGGCCAUCAAACAGGUGACCCUGCACAUCAACGAGGACAAGCGGCGCACCGAGUCGCGCAUGGCCAUCUUCGAUAUAUUCAACGAUAUCGAUGGUUGUCCGGCGCAUCUCGUCAGCUCUAACCGCAGCUUUAUCGCCAAGUGUGAGGUGAACGAACUGUCCGACUCGUUAAGCGGGCGGGGGGACAGCCUCCUGCUGUACCUCUUCUCCGAUUCCAUCGAGUUGUGCAAGCGACGCUCGCGCGGCUUUAACACCGUCAAGUCACCCAGCACCGGCAAGACGCACAAGCACCUCAAGCUGAUAUCCCUCAACACGAUACGCUUCGUGAUCGACAUCUCGGACAGUCCGCGUGCCUUUGGCCUGCUGCUGCGUGGCGACAAGGAGAAGCUCUACACGUUCACCAUCAGCGACGAGGAGACGGACAAGCACAGCUACCUGAAGAAGCUCUGCAACCAGAUUGCCGCCCACACGUGCCGCACGGAUGCGGACAAGCUGCUGCUCUGCCGCUUAUCCCAGGAGCUGGACGUGGACAUCAGCGAUGUGAAUGUCAGUACGCUGAGCAAGGCCUUCAAACUGGCAGCCAAGACGCGCCUAAAGGUGGGUCGCGCCUUCUCCUUCAACAAGACCCCAAACAAGCUGAAACGAGCCGUUUCCACAAUGAUGACCUCGCCCUUUGGCAGCACAAACUCAUUGACGCCCUCCUCCCAGCUCGCCCAGAUGCGUUUGGCUGCAAACAGCUGCAGAAAUAUUAAUGAAGUGGCCGAUGAAGACGAUUGCUCCAGCAUGAGAAGCAGUUCGCCAUCGACGCAGUCGGAAACAUUGGUGGUGCCGCCAAUGUCUGUGCAGCCCACGCGCAAGAACAAGGCCGUUGUGGGUCGCAUUUAGAGUCGUGAUCGACUCACAAUUUCUGUAUUCCAUGCCUCAACGCAUCUUCGAAUUCGUAAUCUCAGAGAAACACACACACAUCAAAUCAGAAACAGAGCAGAAAACUAAUUGUUUAGUUGUAAUUGUAGUUUGUAAAUGUAUCGUUAAGUUUGUCGCUUGUCGAUGAGCAGCAGCAGGUGGCAAAUGUUGAAGCGUUUGCCGUCUUCAACCAUCGAAUAUGAUUAUGACCGAUUGAACGAUCCAACCUGUAAAUAGUACACCCUCUCGAGAUAUUAUUAUGUUAUCCGUAAACCCGUAGUCGUAAAUCGUGAGUGUACCCCCCAACCCCAUCCUCCCCUACACAAUCGUAGAAUAGUGUCUAGAAAUCUAGAAAUCGCAUUUUCGAGUUCACGAACGAGAUCCGAAUUCCUAUCCGUCGAUCGAUCGAUUGAUUCGAAGGGAUUUCGGUUGAUUUAGAUUGCCCCGACACACUGCAACACACACUGCAACAAGCUGUGAAUGUUUACUGAGUAAAUUUUAUAAAAAAAAUAUUAAUUUUAAUAAUUAAACAAUAAUUU
Molecule: messenger RNA, 4850 nt
Organism: Drosophila obscura
Lineage: Eukaryota; Metazoa; Arthropoda; Insecta; Diptera; Drosophilidae
Gene: pbl
Product: protein ECT2
Exons: 11
Coding region: 226-4293 (1355 amino acids)
Biological process (GO): mitotic cytokinesis; activation of GTPase activity; nervous system development
Cellular component (GO): cell cortex; nucleus
Molecular function (GO): guanyl-nucleotide exchange factor activity; GTPase activator activity
Source: RefSeq, a predicted model, not a curated record